AUGAAAAUAGUGCAAAAUACCAGCAAACCAAAAAAAGAUGGCGUUGAACGCGACAUCACAGACAUGGCGAUGGGCGGCAUAUCAGCUAUGUUCGCAACCCUUUUCACCAACCCUAUUGAAGUAGUGAAGACUCGUCUGCAAUUGCAAGGGGAACUCGCUGCUCGAGGCAAUCAUUCUGUGUUUUACAAAAACGUGCCGCACGGGUUAUUUGUUAUUGCCAGAAAUGAGGGGCUCGUAGCUUUGCAGAGUGGAUUACCAGCAAUGCUUGGAUUUCAAUUUUUCUUGAACACAUUCAGAUUGGGCGUGUACCGUAUAUCGGAACGUAGAGGCUUUAUCACUGGACCAGAUGGCCGUAUAUCGGCGUUGCGUGGAGCCGUGGCGGCGGGGCUUGGUGGAGCACUGGGCUCUAUAGCGGGAACACCGUUCUUUCUAGUGAAGACCAGGCUGCAAGCUCAAGCUGCUAAAGCCAUAGCCGUAGGGCAUCAGCACAAACAUAGUGGGAUGCUUAAUGCACUUUCCGACAUCUACAAGAAUGAGGGAGUUAAAGGUCUUUUCCGUGGUGUUCACCCGCAGAUCCCGCGUGGGGCUGUGGGCAGCAGUUCACAGAUGGUGAGCUUCGGGCACGCGAAGCAGUGGCUGCGGGACUGUGGGAUCUAUGCCAACUCACCGCUUAUGCUGUCGUUCCUCGGCGCCAACCUUGGCGGAAUCGUUAUGACCAUUUGUCUCAAUCCCUUCGACGUGAUGGCUACAAGGCUUUCUAAUCAACCGCUUGAUAACAACAACAGAGGCAAGUUAUACCGCGGCAUGGCUGAUUGCUUCCUCAAAAUGUUAAGAUCUGAAGGAGCAAGUGCAUUUUAUAAGGGAGUCGGUGCUAAUUAUCUACGCUUGGGACCGCAUACAGUUUUGUUGUUGGUAUGUUGGGAUCAACUUAAAAUUUUGGAGGAAUAUCUAAGAAGGUGA
Messenger RNA from Parnassius mnemosyne (clouded apollo), 960 nucleotides. The record is from the annotation of a GenBank genome assembly. Lineage: Eukaryota; Metazoa; Arthropoda; Insecta; Lepidoptera; Papilionidae.